AUGGUGGAAGGAUGGAGGGGCGCUUUUCACCUUGACUCGGGAGCUGGCUGCGAGCAGCAGAGUCAGGACAGGCGGAGCAGAGGAGGCUCCUCGCUGCUCCCCGGCACGGGGGGCGUGGCGGGGGCGGGAAUUGCUAAGCCGCCAGGCCCUCAGGAUCUGAUGAAGAUAGUGCGACCACCCUACUCGUACUCUGCGCUCAUCGCCAUGGCCAUCCAGAGCUCUCCCGAGCGCAAGCUCACCCUCAGCCACAUCUACCAGUUCGUUGCCGAUAACUUCCCCUUCUACCAGCGCAGCAAGGCUGGCUGGCAGAAUUCCAUACGCCACAACCUAUCACUCAACGACUGCUUCAAGAAGGUGCCCCGCGACGAAGACGACCCAGGGAAAGGUAAUUACUGGACUCUAGAUCCAAACUGUGAAAAAAUGUUCGACAACGGAAACUUCCGUCGGAAGCGAAAGCGCCGUUCUGAGGCCAGUAGCAACCUCACUGUGGCUUCAGGAACAUCAAAAUCAGAAGGGUUGUCCUCAAGACUAAGAGUGAGUGGGAAGCCAGAAGGAGACAGCCCCUCUAUGAUGAGGCCAUCUCAGUCACCAGAGCCUCCAGAGGACACCAAGAGCACCUCCUCCUCUCCUGGAGCAUCCACAGGCAUCUCCACCCCCUGUCUCAACACUUUCCUCAGCAGCCUCAACACUUUAAGUGUAAACCCCAGCAGUAUGAGCAUCCCAGGCAAUCGCCGCCCCCUAGGGGGUACCCAGCUGCCUUCCAGCACAUUCCCCAAUACCUCCAUCCCAGAGGGCUCUCCAGACUCCAUGCAGCUGAGCACUAUGGGUGGAAGCAACCAGCUAUCUGCCUACUACAGCCCAUUCUCUGGCAGCAGCAGUGGGGACCAGAGUAGCCCCUUCAGCAGCCCUUUCUACAACUUCAGCAUGGUCAACAGCCUCAUCUACCCCCGAGAUGGCUCUGAAAUGUAA
Cricetulus griseus (Chinese hamster) is the source of this 969-nucleotide messenger RNA. Lineage: Eukaryota; Metazoa; Chordata; Mammalia; Rodentia; Cricetidae. The record is from RefSeq and is a predicted model, not a curated record.